GGGUGAAGAAGAGAACCAAAGUCAUCAAGAACAGUGUGAACCCCGUGUGGAAUGAGGGCUUUGAGUGGGACCUCAAAGGUAUUCCUCUAGACCAGGGCUCAGAACUUCAUGUGGUGGUCAAGGACCAUGAGACAAUGGGGAGAAAUAGGUUCCUUGGGGAAGCCAAGAUCCCACUCCAGGAAGUCCUUGCUACUCCCAGUCUGUCUGCCAGCUUCAACGCACCUCUGCUGGACACCAAGCAGCAACCCACCGGGGCCUCGCUGGUCUUGCAGGUGUCUUACACACCACCCCCAGGUGCUGUGCCCUUGUUCCCACCACCUGCUUCUCUGGCACCCUCUCCGACACUCCCUGACAUGGACUUGGUGGCUGGUGGGGGACAGAGCCGGGCUGAGACUUGGUCCCUGCUCAGUGACAGCACCAUGGACACAAGAUACUCUGGGAAGAAGUGGCCAGCUCCCACCGACACAGGAGGGGAGGAAGACACUGAGGACCAGGGGCUGACUGGAGAUGAAGCUGAGCCGUUCCUGGAUCAGAGUGGUGCUAUCAGAGUUCAAGUGAUAGAAGGGCGUCAGCUGCCAGGGGUGAACAUCAAGCCUGUGGUCAAGGUCACAGCUGCUGGGCAGACCAAGCGGACUCGAAUCCAGAAGGGAAACAGCCCAGUCUUCAAUGAGACUCUUUUUUUCAACGUAUUUGACUCUCCCUCGGAGCUGUUUGAUGAGCCUAUCUUCAUCACGAUGGAUGUGGGCACCGUAUACAGAGAACCCCGACACGCUUAUCUCCGCAAGUGGCUGCUGCUCUCCGACCCUGAUGACUUCUCUGCAGGGGCCAGAGGCUACCUCAAAGCCAGCUUGUGUGUGCUAGGGCCUGGAGAUGAAGCUCCUCUGGAGAGGAAAGAUCCUUCUGAAGACAAGGAGGACAUUGAAGGCAACCUGCUUAGGCCCACUGGUGUGGCCCUUCGAGGAGCCCACUUCUGCCUGAAGCUCUUCCGGGCUGAGGAUUUACCCCAGAUGGACGAUGCCGUGAUGGACAACGUCAAGCAGAUCUUUGGCUUUGACAGUAACAAGAAGAACUUGGUGGAUCCCUUUGUGGAAGUCAGCUUUGCUGGGAAAAUGCUCUGCAGCAAGAUCCUGGAGAAGACAGCCAACCCUCAGUGGAACCAGAAUAUCACAUUGCCCGCGAUGUUUCCCUCUAUGUGUGAAAAAAUGAGGAUUCGUGUCAUGGACUGGGUUUCAGGGUCUGGCCAGGGAGGUCUUGUCCCUGGAAGGGCAGCUGUGACAUUAUCAAGAGAACAUCUCCCGGAAGUGGAUGACAACUUGGGCUUUCUUCCCACCUUUGGACCCUGCUAUGUGAACCUCUAUGGCAGCCCCCGGGAGUUCACGGGCUUCCCAGACCCAUAUGCAGAACUCAACACAGGGAAGGGAGAAGGUGUGGCUUACCGAGGCAGGCUUCUGCUGUCUCUGGAGACCAAACUGGUGGAGCACAGUGAGCAGAAGGUGGAAGACCUUCCGGCUGAUGAUAUCCUGCGUGUGGAGAAGUACCUCCGGAGGCGCAAAUAUUCCCUCUUUGCUGCCUUCUAUUCAGCCACAAUGCUGCAGGAUGUGGACGAUGCCAUCCAGUUCGAGGUCAGCAUUGGGAACUACGGAAACAAAUUCGACACCACCUGCCUGCCCCUGGCCUCCACCACCCAGUACAGCCGGGCAGUCUUUGAUGGGUGCCACUACUAUUACUUGCCUUGGGGCAAUGUGAAGCCAGUGGUGGUACUGUCCUCAUACUGGGAAGACAUCAGCCAUCGAAUUGAGACUCAAAAUCAGCUCCUCAGGAUUGCGGACCGGCUGGAAGCUAGCCUGGAGCAGAUCCACCUGGCUCUGAAGGCACAGUGUUCUUCCGAGGACAUGGACGCCCUGGUGGCUCAGCUGACAGAUGAGCUCCUUGCAGACUGCAGUCAGCCCCUGUGUGACAUCCAUGAAAUACCUUCUGCCACCCACCUUGAUCAGUAUCUGUUCCGGCUACGUACCUGUCACCUCAACCAGAUCAAAGAAGCUGCCCUGGCCUUGAAGCUUGGACACAGUGAGCUCCCUGCUGCCCUGGAGCAGGCUGAGGACUGGCUUCUGCGUCUCCGUGCCCUGGCUGAGGAGCCCCAGAACAGCCUGCCAGAUAUCAUCAUCUGGAUGCUGCAGGGCGAUAAGCGCGUGGCCUACCAACGGGUGCCAACCCAUGAAGUCCUCUUCUCCCGGCGGGGCCCCAGCUACUGCGGCAGGAACUGUGGGAAGCUGCAGACCAUCUUUCUGAAAUAUCCCAUGGAGGGCGUGCCUGGGACCCGAAUGCCUGUGCAGAUCCGGGUCAAGCUCUGGUUCGGGCUCUCUGUGGAUGAGAAAGAAUUCAAUCAGUUUGCCGAGGGGAAGCUCUCCGUCUUUGCCGAAACGUAUGAGAAUCAGACAAAGCUGGCACUGGUCGGGAACUGGGGCACAACAGGCCUCACCUACCCCAAGUUUUCUGACAUCACAGGCAAGAUCAAACUACCAAAGGAUAGCUUCCGCCCCUCCACCGGCUGGGCCUGGGCAGGGGACUGGUUCGUGUGUCCAGAGAAGACCCUGCUCCAUGAUGCUGAUGCUGGUCAUCUGAGCUUUGUGGAGGAGGUUUUUGAGAACCAGACCAGGUUACCCGGAGGCCAGUGGAUUUAUAUGAGUGAUAACUACACCGAUGUGAAUGGGGAGAAGGUGCUUCCGAAGGAUGAUAUUGAAUGCCCAUUGGGCUGGAAGUGGGAAGAUGAAGAAUGGUCCACAGACCUCAAUCGGGCUGUUGAUGAGCAAGGCUGGGAGUACAGCAUCACCAUUCCCCCAGACCGAAAGCCAAAACACUGGGUCCCUGCUGAGAAGAUGUAUUACACUCACAGACGUCGGCGCUGGGUCCGACUGCGCAGGAGGGACCUCAGCCAGAUGGAGGCACUGAAGAGGCACAGGCAAGCAGAGGCUGAAGGCGAGGGCUGGGAGUAUGCUUCUCUCUUUGGCUGGAAGUUUCACCUGGAGUACCGCAAGACAGAUGCUUUCCGCCGUCGCCGCUGGCGCCGCCGCAUGGAGCCACUGGAGAAGACCGGGCCUGCAGCUGUGUUUGCCCUCGAGGGGGCCCUGGGCGGCAUGGUGGAUGACAGGAGCGAAGAUUCCAUGUCCGUUUCUACCCUGAGCUUUGGCGUCAACAGACCCACAAUCUCCUGCAUCUUUGACUAUGGGAACCGCUACCAUCUGCGUUGCUACCUGUAUCAGGCCCGAGACCUGCCGGCCAUGGACAAAGACUCCUUCUCAGAUCCCUAUGCCAUUGUCUCCUUCCUGCAUCAGAGCCAGAAGACGGUAGUGGAGAAGAAUACCCUGAACCCCACCUGGGAUCAAACCCUCAUUUUCUAUGAGAUUGAGAUCUUUGGUGAGCCAGCCAGUGUCGCCGAGCAGCCACCCAGCAUUGUGGUGGAGCUGUAUGACCACGACACUUAUGGUGCUGACGAGUUUAUGGGUCGCUGUAUCUGUCAGCCCAGCCUAGAACGGAUGCCCCGACUGGCCUGGUUCCCACUGACCAGAGGCGGCCAGCCUGCGGGUGAGCUGCUGGCAGCGUUUGAGCUGAUCCAGAGAGAGAAGCCAGCAAUCCACCAUAUUCCUGGCUUUGAGAUGCAUGAAACGUCAAGGAUACUGGAUGAGACGGAGGACACAGACUUGCCUUACCCACCACCCCAGAGGGAGGCCAACAUCUACAUGGUCCCUCAGAAUAUCAAGCCAGCCCUGCAGCGCACAGCCAUCGAGAUCCUGGCCUGGGGCCUGAGGAACAUGAAGAGCUAUCAGAUGGCCAGCAUCUCUUCCCCCAGCCUCGUGGUGGAGUGUGGUGGCCAGACAGUGCAGUCCUGUGUCAUCAGAAACCUUCGGAAGAACCCUAACUUUGAUGUCUGUACCCUGUUCAUGGAAGUGAUGUUGCCCAGAGAGGACCUCUAUUGCCCCCCUAUUGUGAUCAAGGUCAUUGAUAAUCGUCAGUUUGGCCGCCGGCCAGUAGUGGGCCAGUGCACCAUUCGCUCCCUGGAGAAAUUCCUGUGUGACCCAUACUCAGCAGAAAGUCCAUCCCCACAAGGUGGCCCAGAUGAUGUGAGCUUACUCAGCCCUGGGGAGGAUGUGCUUAUUGAUAUUGAUGACAAGGAGCCUCUCAUCCCUGUCCAGCUCGCAGAUGGGCUGUCAAGCUUGACCCCAACUAACCUGAGGUCUUCUCCGUCCAGUCCUCAUGAGGAGGAGUUCAUUGACUGGUGGAGCAAAUUUUUUGCCUCUAUUGGGGAGAGGGAAAAGUGUGGUUCCUACCUGGAGAAGGAUUUUGACACGCUGAAGGUCUAUGAUACACAGUUGGAGAAAGUGGAGGCUUUUGAGGGCCUGUCGGACUUUUGUAACACCUUCAAGCUCUACCGGGGCAAGACUCAAGAGGAGACAGAAGACCCAUCUGUCAUUGGAGAAUUUAAGGGUCUCUUCAAAAUUUAUCCCCUCCCAGAAGAUCCAGCCAUCCCUAUGCCCCCGAGACAAUUCCACCAACUGGCUGCCCAGGGUCCCCAGGAAUGCUUGGUCCGAAUUUACAUCAUCCGAGCAUUUGGCUUACAACCCAAGGACCCCAAUGGCAAGUGUGACCCUUACAUCAAGAUCUCCAUAGGGAAGAAGUCGGUGAAUGACCAGGAUAACUACAUCCCUUGCACCCUGGAGCCUGUAUUUGGAAAGAUGUUUGAGCUCACCUGCACCCUGCCUCUGGAGAAAGACCUGAAGAUCACACUCUAUGACUAUGACCUCCUCUCCAAGGACGAGAAGAUUGGGGAGACAGUCAUUGACCUGGAGAACAGGCUGCUGUCCAAGUUUGGAGCUCGCUGUGGGCUCCCACAGACCUACUGUGUCUCUGGACCAAACCAGUGGAGAGAUCAACUCCGCCCUUCACAACUCCUCCAGCUCUUCUGCCAGCAGCACAGGGUCAAGGCCCCUGUCUACAGGACAGACCGAGUGACAUUUCAGGAUAAGGAAUACACCAUUGAGGAGAUAGAGGCUGGAAGACUCCCAAACCCACACCUAGGCCCAGUAGAGGAACGCCUAGCCCUGCAUGUCCUUCAGCAACAAGGCCUAGUCCCUGAGCACGUGGAAUCCCGGCCUCUUUACAGCCCUCUGCAGCCAGACAUUGAGCAGGGGAAGUUACAGAUGUGGAUUGACCUAUUUCCAAAGGUUCUGGGCAGGCCUGGACCUCCUUUUAACAUCACCCCAAGGAAAGCUAGAAGGUUUUUCCUGCGUUGUAUUAUUUGGAACACAAAAGAUGUGAUCUUAGACGACCUCAGCCUCACGGGGGAGAAGAUGAGUGACAUCUAUGUGAAGGGCUGGAUGGUGGGGUUUGAAGAACACAAACAGAAGACAGACGUACACUACCGCUCCCUGGGUGGUGAGGGCAACUUCAACUGGAGGUUUGUGUUUCCUUUCGACUAUCUGCCUGCCGAGCAAGUCUGUGCUGUAGCCAAGAAGGAUGCCUUCUGGAGACUCGACAAGACAGAGAGCAAGAUCCCAGCACGCGUGGUCUUCCAGAUUUGGGACAAUGACAAGUUCUCCUUUGAUGACUUUUUGGGUUCCCUGCAACUGGAUCUCAACCACAUGCCCAAGCCAGCCAAGACGGCUGAGAAGUGUUCCUUGGACCAGCUGGAUGACACCUUCCACCCUGAAUGGUUUGUGUCCCUAUUUGAGCAGAAGACAGUGAAAGGAUGGUGGCCUUGUGUGACAGAGGAGGGUGAGAAGAAGAUGCUGGCGGGCAAGCUGGAAAUGACCUUGGAGAUCGUUGCAGAGAGUGAACAUGAGGAACGGCCCGCUGGCCAGGGUCGGGAUGAACCCAACAUGAAUCCGAAGCUAGAGGAACCAAGGCGCCCUGAUACCUCUUUCCUGUGGUUCACCUCCCCGUACAAGACCAUGAAGUUCAUCUUGUGGCGACGCUUCCGGUGUGCCAUCAUCCUCUUCAUCAUCCUCUUCAUCCUCCUGCUCUUCCUGGGCAUCUUUGUCUAUGCCUUCCCGAACUAUGCUGCCAUGAAGCUGGUGAAGCCCUUUAGCUGAAGACUCUACUUGGAGAAGGGGUCACAAGCUGCUUCCUGGCCCAGGACUGGCUGCUCCUCCUUUCCCAUGGGGCCUGGUGGUCUUGCACAUGCUCACUGAGUUCUUGGGAUUACCCUAUUUUCAUCAUUCUCCCCUACCCCCACUCUCUUUUGGAUGAACUCUUGGCUAUCUCCGUAUAAAGCAGACAGAACCACAGACUA
Molecule: messenger RNA, 6286 nt
Organism: Cricetulus griseus (Chinese hamster)
Lineage: Eukaryota; Metazoa; Chordata; Mammalia; Rodentia; Cricetidae
Source: RefSeq, a predicted model, not a curated record